Molecule: messenger RNA, 2030 nt
Organism: Cajanus cajan (pigeon pea)
Lineage: Eukaryota; Viridiplantae; Streptophyta; Magnoliopsida; Fabales; Fabaceae
Product: protein NRT1/ PTR FAMILY 8.1
Biological process (GO): transmembrane transport; oligopeptide transport
Cellular component (GO): membrane
Molecular function (GO): transmembrane transporter activity
Source: RefSeq, a predicted model, not a curated record
UCUACUUCAUUUUUUUUCGUUUGUGCUUAUCUUUUUUGAGUGAAAUGAUGAUAUCCAUGUUAAGGUUUUGCAAUUCCUAGUUUGUUCACGUUCAGGAUUCCACAUUUAAAUAAGGUUCAUAAUCCCCUACCAUUACAUAAUUGCGUACGGUCUGUUCUAUCGUCUUAGCACCCUACAAACGUGUAGCAGAGAACAAAGAAGCAGAAAAUAGUAAAUCUGGUAUAUGAUACCAUGGAAAAUGGCAUAGAAUCACAUGAUGUGGCAGAAGAUAGAUUAUAUACAGAAGAUGGGACACUUAACAUUCACAAAAAUCCUGCCAGCAAGAAAAAGACUGGAAGAUGGAAAGCAUGCCGCUUUAUACUUGGGAAUGAGUGCUGUGAAAGAUUGGCGUACUAUGGCAUGAGUACAAACCUAGUGAACUAUCUGCACACCCGUUUCCACCAAUCAAAUGCAACUGCUGCAAAUAAUGUCACAACCUGGUCAGGGACAUGCUACCUCACCCCAUUACUUGGAGCAUUUUUGGCUGAUUCAUAUAUGGGAAGAUACUGGACAAUUGCUAGUUUCUCAAUUAUCUAUGUCAUUGGAAUGACACUUCUUACAUUUUCUGCUAUUGCCCCUGGAUUAAAGCCUUCAUGUGAUGCUAAUGGUUGUCAUCCAACAUUAGGACAAACUUCAGUUUGCUUUAUAGGACUCUACUUGAUUGCUCUUGGAACUGGUGGUAUUAAACCAUGUGUCUCAUCUUUUGGUGCUGACCAGUUUGAUGAAAAUGAUGUCACUGAGAGGAAAAUGAAGAGCUCUUUCUUCAAUUGGUUUUAUUUGGUUAUAAACAUUGGUUCACUCGUUGCUUCCUCAGUGUUAGUCUGGAUACAAACGAAUGUGGGUUGGGGAUGGGGAUUUGGAAUACCUGCUGUAGCAAUGAUCAUUGCAAUUAUAUUUUUCUUCUUUGGUAGUAAAUGGUACAGACUUCAACUACCUGGAGGUAGUCCCCUUACAAGGAUCUGUCAAGUUAUUGUGGCAGCAUGCAGGAAAGCUGGGAAACAAGUGCCAGAUAAUAAGUCUCUUCUUUAUGAGACUGCAGAUGCAGAGUCUAACAUCAAAGGGUGCCGCAAACUUCAACACACAAAUACGUUAAAGUUUUUGGACAAGGCAGCAAUAGAGGCAGAACCAGAGCACAGCACUAGUUGGCCAAACUCAUGGAGGCUGUGCACAGUGACACAAAUUGAGGAGCUGAAAUCCGUAAUCCAUCUGCUCCCAGUUUGGGCAUCCCUGAUAGCUUUUGCAACAGUGUACAGCCAAAUGAACACCAUGUUUGUGUUACAAGGCAACACAAUGGACCAACACAUUGGCCCCAACUUCAAAAUCCCCUCAGCAUCCCUCUCUCUCUUUGACACUCUCAGUGUCAUCUUCUGGGCCCCCAUCUACGACCGCAUCAUUGUGCCCUCAGCAAGAAAGUUCACUGGCCAUGAACAAGGAUUCUCACAGCUCCAACGCAUAGGCAUUGGCCUAAUCAUCUCCAUCAUCUCCAUGAUAGUUGCCGGCAUUUUGGAGGUUGUUCGCCUUCACAUGGUCAGAAGAAACAACUACUAUGAUCUCGAAACCGUUCCCAUGUCGAUAUUCUGGCAAGUGCCUCAGUACUUCAUUGUAGGAGCUGCUGAGGUUUUCACCAACAUUGGCCAAAUGGAGUUCUUUUAUGGACAGGCACCUGAUGCCAUGAAAAGCUUGUGUGCAGCUUUGUCACUCACUACUACUGCAUUGGGAAAUUAUGCGAGUACUUUGCUUCUUUUCAUUGUCACAAAAAUCACCACAACCCAUGGAAGGAUUGGUUGGAUCCCAGAUAAUCUUAAUAGGGGCCAUCUUGAUUACUUCUUCUGGCUUUUGAGUGUUCUUAGCUUGCUCAACUUCCUUGUGUAUCUCUGGAUUUCUAACCGAUAUACAUACAAAAGAACUCGACACUAAAUUCUUGUUGAGUAAUCAAGUAUCUUAUUUUAGUGAUUAUAAAACUUGUUUUAAGACAUGAGAUCGAUUUGAUG